UUUGUGUUGGCGGAUAUUUCCGCGUAUAAUAUUUCCUCAAUUGUAUCUCAUUAUGACCUUGGAACGUUUCUAGAACAAACGCAAACGCUUGGUUACAGACAGAAAGGCAAGGAUCGUCUGAAAGAUGAAAAAACUUGAACUUAUAACCUAUACUAUUGUGCUUCUUUGCACGAUUAAUGUCGUCAUCGGCAGACGGAUUUCUGAUGACGAAAAUGGCUAUGGCUCCGGAAGUGGAUCUGGAAGCGGAUCGGGAAGUGGAGCCGAUUCUGAAUAUGAUUCUAGCGAGGCUGACAAUGACAGUGGAGAAGCUAACAAAUACAAAUACUGUCCAACCAACUGGCUCAAUUAUGGGAACAAAUGCUACCGUUUAAGCAAAUGUAAUGUCAACUUCGAGCAAGCGACAAGAUUUUGUCAGGGAUACAAUGGUUACAUAGUCAUUCUGGAUGAUGUAAAAGAGGAACGUUUCGUCCAGGACGCACUAAUGAAAGCUAACAAUUGGACAUGGGCAAGGAUAGGUAUAACUGACGAAAACCAAGAAGGAAGAUGGCGAAGUGUUAAAGGCUACCCGCUAACAUAUACAAAUUGGCGAUAUGGGGAGCCGAGUAAUGGGUGGCCUGGACCAGACGAAAAUUGUGCUUAUCUUGGAGGAAAUAGUCGACGAAGCGACGGUUUAUUUGACUGGAAUGACACACCCUGUAGUGCAAACGUGCCAUUUGUCUGUGAAAAGGAAGCAAGUGAAUUUCCUCUGUCAGAGUCGGAUAAAGAUGACUUUGUCUUCGGAAGCGUAUCGGGAGGUGGAUGUGGAAAUGAAGCCGAUUCUGGAAUUGAGUCUGAACAUGAUUCUAGCGAGGAUGACAAUAACAGUGGAGAAGUCAACAAAUACAAAUACUGUCCAACCAACUGGCUCAAUUAUGGGAACAAAUGCUACCAUUUUAGCAAAAGUAAUGUCAACUUUGAGCAAGCGACAAGAUUUUGUCAGGGAUACAAUGGUUACAUAGUCAUUCUGAAUGAUGUAAAAGAGGAACGUUUCGUCCAGGACGCACUAAUGAAAGCUAACAAUUGGACAUGGGCAAGGAUAGGUAUAACUGACGAAAACCAAGAAGGAAGAUGGCGAAGUGUUAAAGGCUACCCACUGACAUAUACAAAUUGGCGAUAUGGAGAACCGAGUAAUGGGAAGCUUGGACGAGACGAAAACUGUGCUUAUCUUGGGGGAAAUAGUCGACGAAGCGACGGUUUAUUUGACUGGAAUGACACUCCCUGUUAUGCAACCAUGCCGUUUGUCUGUGAAAGGGAAGCAAGUGAAUUUCCUCUGCCAGAAACUGAAGAGGAAAAGCAGCUUGAAUGCAAAGUAUCUAACCUUGGAGUUGAAUACCUUGGACGCGUGUCUCAGUCUCAGUCAAAGAGAAAUUGCAUCAAUUGGGAGGACAAAUUAAAUUUACUCUCGUGGACAACGUCGUGGGCACAAUCGAUGCCUCCAAAUGACAAAUUUCCCAUGGUUCCAAAUGGCACUGCAAUUCACAGGCACCGGGUAGCUAAGAAUUAUUGUCGAAAUCCUGAUGCUAGUUUGUUAGGGCCAUGGUGCUACGUGUUCAAGCCUAAACCAUACGAAAACGAAAUAGAGAAAGAACUUUGCACAAUACCAAUGUGCACCGAGGAAGAUACAAAACUUGAAACUACUUCUGCGAUAAAUUUCGGAAAGGAAUAUAUCUUUGUAUCACCGGAGACUCAGAUGACAUACCACACCGCUAAGGCUUACUGCAAGACGAAGUAUGCAUCAUUGCUCGAGCUGGGGGGUUCAGAAGAAGAGUCUUGGAUCGAAAAACAGAUGCGAGAGAGAGGAUACACUUGGGUUGUUAUGGGAAUAAAUGAUUUAAAACACGAAGGGAAAUGGAGAAAUGAGGAUGGAACGACACCGCAGUAUACAAAUUGGGCGUUAGGAGAACCAAAUCGGUUCACAGGCGACUGGGAGGAUUGUACCUAUGUAACUCCAUCAGAGUAUGGCAGUGGGUCACUUUGGAAUGACAUCACGUGCAAUACUCCAAUACCAGUGAUUUGUGAGAGACCCUUCAAAGAGCGCCUGGUAGAGCAGAAGCCCUAUAACCAAGUGAAUGAACAAUAAUAAACUAAACUAAGUAAGAUGAAAGAAAACCAUUGACCUGCUGGAUCAUGAAAGAUCAUGAGGAUAACUUGUAUGGCAAUGACAGAGUGAUAAUUGGACAAUUAAUUUGAAAGCGCCUUAUUAGACAAUUAACUUGUAAUGGCUUUGGAGUUCAUUUGACAUUACAAAUGUAUGAGCUUGUCAGAUAAUAAAUAUACAUUUCCUCCAAUUGUGAUUGAAUGUUUUUUUAAAUGGUCAUUAAAUAUAAAGCAAACAUGACAUGUGAAGUGAAUAUAUAUUAACAAAUAAAAUGUUUGCCUUAAUGCAUAUAUUAACUUUCUAUACAGACAUUAUGUACAUAUAUAUAACAUUAUGCACUGCAAUAAGGAGAUUAAGUGGAAGGUUGAAUUGUUAUCCUCAUUGUCCUUGAUCCUUUUAAUGCUAAAAUCAAUCAGUAAUAAAUUACAAUAUUAUCAUUAGUGCCACCACAAUUUUCCAUGAUUCAAAUUAGAUCAUCAUUUCAGACUCAAAACAUAAAGAAGUU
Messenger RNA from Owenia fusiformis, 2642 nucleotides. Lineage: Eukaryota; Metazoa; Annelida; Polychaeta; Sabellida; Oweniidae. The record is from the annotation of a GenBank genome assembly.